AUGAGUGGGGUCUCGGAGGGGACCAGGGGCAGUGACAGGCAACCUGGGGCUCUGACCCACGAUCACUGCUGUUGCAGGAAGAUGAAUGCUUCCAGAUGCGUGCCUGACGAGGUGGGGUUCCUCCGCCCGCUGACCUUGGCUGUCCUGUCUGUGUCCUUUGUCGUCGGAGUGGUGGGCAAUGGGCUGGUGCUAUGGAUGACUGUCUUCCGCAUGGCCCGCACGGUGUCCACCGUCUGGUUCUUCCACCUGGCCCUUGCCGAUUUCAUGAUAUCGCUGUCUCUGCCUAUCACCGAGUACCACGUGGCCUCCGGGCAAUGGCUCCUCGGAGAGUGGGCCUGCAAAUUCUAUGCCACCUUUGUGUCCCUCACCUUCUUUGGCAGUAACUGCCUCCUCAUCCUCAUCUCUGUGGACCGUUGCAUCUCCAUCCUCUACCCCGUCUGGGCCCUGAACCACCGCACCGCGAAGCGGGCGAGCCCGCUGGCCAUCGCAGUGUGGCUCCUGGCCGGCAUCUUGUCCUCUUCACACCUGAAAUUCCGGACGAUCAAAAAUUGGAAUGGCUGUGUGCAGUGCUACCUGGACUUCAACUCAGAGAAUGUGACUUCCCAGACUUGGAGUGAGGUGGUCCUAGAGAGACAAAUGGCAUCAAUCCUGGCCCACUUCCUGCUGGGCUUCCUGGGGCCCUUAGCAGUCAUAGGUAUUUGUGCCCACCUCAUCCGGGCCAAGCUCUUGCGGGAAGGACAGGUCCACGCCCACCGGCCCAAGAGGCUGCUGCUGCUGCUGGUGAGCGCUUUCUUCAUCUGCUGGUCCCCGUUUAACGUGGUGCUGAUGGUCCAUCUGUGGCGACGGGUGAACUUCAAGGAACUCUACCACUCCCAGAUGCUGCUCAUCUAUCAGGGUACCUUCGCCUUGGGCUGUAUCAACAGCUGCCUCAACCCCUUCCUCUAUGUCUUCGUUGGCAGAGAUUUCCAAGAAAAGUUUUUCCAGUCUCUGCCUUCUGCCCUGGCCAGGGCAUUUGGAGAGGAGGAGCUUCUCCGUCGUCCUAUCCCCAUGGGAGGAGGAGCUUUUCUGGGUCCUGUUCCCCUGGCAGUGCCCCCGGGGAAUGACGGAAGCCUUGAGCUGGAAGCUGGAAACUGUCCUUAG
Messenger RNA from Cebus imitator (Panamanian white-faced capuchin), 1140 nucleotides. Its product is annotated as probable G-protein coupled receptor 32. Gene Ontology annotation, cellular component: plasma membrane. The record is from RefSeq and is a predicted model, not a curated record. Gene Ontology annotation, biological process: phospholipase C-activating G protein-coupled receptor signaling pathway; complement receptor mediated signaling pathway; positive regulation of cytosolic calcium ion concentration. Lineage: Eukaryota; Metazoa; Chordata; Mammalia; Primates; Cebidae. Gene Ontology annotation, molecular function: N-formyl peptide receptor activity; complement receptor activity.